CAACACAACCUUGCAAACAAAAAUAGGAGUGUCAAAAAUUUUCUCCAAAGCAGUGCGGUGGUGUCGUUGCUUUGUUUUCUUCUACUUGAAGCGUAUAUUUUUACAUCCGAAUUAGGUGGGCACUUUCAAUUCGAAGCGUAAAGUAUUUCGUGCUGCGUCCGAUGCCGAGUGUUUACCACAGGCAUGAUGAUGCUACCGAGCUACGACAAUGGUUACGCGAUGCUGCAUCAUGCGCGGAGUUUCGGUCCAAUUGCUUGAGUACGUGUGCGCCGUUCGUGCAAUGGGAUAGGGUUAGAAAACAUUGAAGUUCAAAAAGGAAGAAAUUGUGCACCGCUUUGCAUCUCAAAACUUUACUACCCCAAAUCUUUACCUAACUAAAGUAACACUGCAAUAUCGGAGUAUAUGCGUUAUGUGACAGUGUGGCAUGUUGCUUGCAGUGUAACAAGCUUGCACUGAAGAAAAAAGAACGUGUAAUAACGCAAACCAGUUUGUAUUGCGUCAAUUAUGUGCCCUUCAAUCGGGUUUGAAUUGAUUUAAAAUUCGUUUCCUUACCAACACGAACGUGGGACAGCAGACCGAAAGACGAAAGUUUUGCAGGCGCAUCAUCGCGCUUGCAGGAACACAACAAUGUCAGUGUGAGAAGAAGAAGUGUAAUCGAUAAUGAACCAGUGAUUAGACAUGCGAAGAAAAUAUAGAUUCGAGGUGUGUAAAUAUGCCAGAUAGUUGACGAGUCUUGAUAAAACGUUCAGCUGUUUUUGUACCGACUAGAAUUUUGGACGGUUUUGUAAAAUUCUGCAAGAAAAAACGGUUUAUAUGCUAAAGCGCGACCCCCCUCAACCCCAGUGUUGCGUCCUAUUCGAAAAACACACACAAGAAGAAAUUUGCGAUGUAGCAGUGCUAAAUCGCUGGCAUACUGGGCAAAGGGGUAUUAAUAUGUUUCUUUUACUGUGUAGUUUGCUGAAAAUGUUGUAAAGUUUGGUUUGUGUGCGUCGGUGUGUUUGUAAAAGCGAAAAAACGAUUCAAAGUUGAUCAUUUGAAAGAUAUAGUGCAACUUUAUAAAGCAACAACUUCUGUAAAAUGCAUGUCGCAAGUCUUGAAAUGAUACAGCCUCAUUUCGAACCGGCAUCCAUCGAUUACCAGCAGCAACAAACGCAUCACCAGCAGCAACAACAGCAAAAGCAACAGGAACAGCAGCACCAACACACAGCCCAGCAACAGCAGCAACAACAACAGCGUCAGCAGCAACAACAGCAGCAGAUUUCCAAAAUUAUCAGCAACCCUCCACCAGCAAUCGUUAGUGCCCCAAAUGGAACAACAAUGUGCGUCGCCAAGCUUAUAAUUGGGCUAGAUCAUGCACCUCCAGCAUUUAAUGUGCGAUCCCGUGUGUUAGGUGAUGGCGGUACAAAUUUAAACUAUAUUCGUACUGAAACUGGUGCUAUAGUCACUUUAAGAGGUCGGGGAUCCAUGAAUCUGGAACCACAAACAAUGCAAGAAGCACCAGAACCUUUGCAUUUGUUCAUUGAACAUCCGUCAUUGGAAGGGCUACAGAGUGCCAAGCAGUUGGCGAAAAAUUUGAUCGAAACCUUGCAAGAAGAGCUAUCCUUUUUUCAAGAGAACAAUAUUCCAAAAGCAAAUUUUCAAUUAAUACCCCAGUCGAACAUGGUGCAAACGACCCAAGUCACGCAAAUGCCUCCGAUCAUAAGAACACAGCAUGUUACACAGCCCAAUGGUAUUAUACAUCAACCACCGCCGACAGUUCUUGGUCCUCCGCCUCCAAACUUUGUACAGCAUCCCCCUACUUUGCCGCAAAGUCAGCCACCUCCACCACAAAUAAUUCAGCAGGCUCCUACAAUAAUACAGUCACACGUGCCAGUACAAAUUCAUCAGCAGCCGAAUAAUGUUGUAAUCUCACAAAUUCAGACCACAGCGCCUCCAACGCAAAUUGCAAACGUAAGCAAUCCUCCACCGGGGACACAAAUACGUCCGCCUAUAGUACAGAUCAAAAACACGCCCGCUGGGGCCCAUUUGUCACAGCCACCGCCAAGCAUACAAAUUCAGCAGGCACCGGCGGAGACUGCCCAGCAGAUCAUUGUCAAUCCGGCACCACCAUACCAGGUGCAGUAUAUACAGCAAAAUCCAUCCAUUCAGACAAGCAGUGGUGCCCAUCCGAGUGGACAGGUUACGAUUCAACAUCUCAUUCAGCCCCAGCCGCAACCUGUACAGGGUAUCGUACAAACAACAAUACCUCCACCCCAAUUUGACCACUUUCAGCGGCCUCCUCAAACUCAACAGAUCAUCACCGUGCAGGGUAGCACAGCGUUCAUGGUUCCGCCGCCGAACAUUAUACAUCAGACGGCGCCGCAACCGCAAAAUCAAAUUAUUUUCCAAACACAACAACCGAUUCUUACGCAUCAUCCGCCCCCAGAGUUGGCUCCGAUGGGACCACAAGCGCCACUUACUCAACCGACUGGUAUGCUUAUCAACGGAGCGGACGGGAAGAAAGUUGGUGGCCCUACGGAUUUGCAAAUCAAGCAGGAAUCGCUCAAGCUCGAUGAGGGCCCACCUCCCGGGACCAUCCUGCAGCAAAUUCCGACCAGCGGCCAACUAACUAAAACAACUGUGAUUCCUGUUUCGUCGAUUCCGGGCAUACCGAUUAGUCAGCCACCACCACCGAUCAUGUCUGUGCCUCCACCGACGGUGCAGCAUAUAGUCGGCAAUACGAUCAUAACGUCGCAACCAAAUGCGCCAAUCAGUCAUGGUGGGAUUCCACAGCAAAUUUUUAGCCAAAUACCUGUGUCGAUUCAAUCGUUUGCUCCACCUCCCCAACAAAUGCAAGUUAGCGGAUCACAUUUUGUUGUCAGUGCACCACAACCAUGGCCUGUGGUAACUGCUUCAGCCGCAGGGCAACAAAUACAGCAAGUUCCGGUCAGUACGGUGCCGAGUAUACAGAUAACUACACAACCCAUGAGAAACCCCAAUGAAAUUCACAUCAUUAGUCAACCGACGAUCAUUAGUGCUGCGGAGUACCGGUCGCCUGCGUCACAGCAGCAGCAAAUAAUAGCGACUAGUGCAUUUAAUCCGCAAAUUCAACCUCCACAAGGUGUGCAGGUACAGUUUCACACGGUACCCCCGCCAACUCAGCAAAUCAUUACUAGCUUGGCUAAUGCACAAACGCAACCUCCACCACAAGCUCCACAGUCGCAGCUGAUUGAAAAUCAACAAGGAGCACAGCAUCAAAUUAUAAUAAAUGCCCCGAUUCCUCCACAACCACCUCCACCGCCACCAUCGUUUACGGCUGUACAAUAUUCAGCUCAAGAAGCUCCAAAGCCUAAUGUGGAACAGUUGCAGCAACGGCCGCCACCCCAACCACAACCUCCACAGCAACAAACGUCACUUAGCUUAACGACGCAAUCCCAAUCACAUGCAAUUAUGCUGCGACCUGGCCAAAAACGUAAAAUAUCAGAUGAGGAUGUUAAUAAAACUAUGUCUCCCAAAAUAGGCAUGGGGAUGAGUGGUGCCGGAAGAAAUUUGCCAGUGGGAACCAAUGGAGGAAUCCUAACGGCCGCACAAGCCAAAUGUAUAAUGUCAUCGGUAUCUACUGGAACAGCAACUACGACAUCUACAUCUGGGGUUGGUCUAAUAUCGUCUCAAAUAUCUGCUGAUCAUUUAGUAGACUACAGACGACAAAAAUAAACGUAGGAUCUCUAGGCAUCCCGGUUGUUUCAAUCCAGGACAGCAAUCAGACCACUUCUACUGUGUUGGUGAAAUGAAACCAACCGCAUCGGAUCGGAACUGUUAAUUAGAUGACAACUCUAGAACAACCGUAGCAGCAGGUCGUACUUUCAACGGAAAUGGUAGAGUAGAAUACUUUUCAAUUUGUAUGAUAUCCAGCGCUAAUCUACGGUCACGUAAUAGCAUCAUCAAAAAGAGCACAACGUUGUAGGAUACCGAUCUACAACAACUAACAGAUUUUAUAUCUGAUUGAUAUUGUUAAUGUUGUUAAAUAAUUCACGCUUUCCUUUUUCGUCGUAGCAUUGAUCAGGGUAAAUUUAACUCCGAUGUUCUUAGGCCACAAGCUUACCGUGUGCGGCAAAAUGCUGCAUCGCCACUUUUUACAGCCUGUAGUGCGUGCUGGUACGUGAUUGUCUAGGGAAACGACACUGUAUGAUAAUGUAAUUAAAUCUUUUUCGAUUUGUGUAGUAUGUACAUCAGUUUUAAAUUAAGUUUGAUCAACAGUAAUAUCAUCAGGAAGUAGUAAGCUCGCUCUUGAAUCAACAGUUGUGUAGAUUAAUUUAAAGCGACUGUUUUGUAUCCAAGCUUUGAAUGACCGAUGAAAAAGGAAAGUCAAUAGCGUAAAGGAAAAGUAUCACAAGUUGUUGUGAAUUUCUUGGAAGGGGUGGAAUUAUUUAUAUGAUUGUGAAUAUUUUUCCAAAUUUUGAAAAAAAAACAGAUAUCCAUUAUCAUAAACUAUUA
Messenger RNA from Anopheles funestus (African malaria mosquito), 4473 nucleotides. RefSeq lists its product as uncharacterized. NCBI's taxonomy places the organism in Eukaryota, Metazoa, Arthropoda, Insecta, Diptera, Culicidae. Gene Ontology annotation, cellular component: nucleus. Gene Ontology annotation, molecular function: RNA binding. The transcript is spliced from 7 exons. The record is from RefSeq and is a predicted model, not a curated record. Bases 1078 to 3693 code for a protein of 871 amino acids.